AAUAAAACUCAAAACCGAACAUCCUAAACCAUAAAUAUCCUCCAUUCUCCAUGAACCAUCUACCAACCCGCCUGCCAUAGACGAGCACGGAAAUAAAUAAAUAAAAAAGCAGCCACAGCAGCAGCAUCAGCAUCUCAGCCAGGCCAAGAACUGUGUGUAUGUGCAUCCUAUGCAGCUAACAAAAACUGUAACAAAAAGCCAGAAAACAGAAAACAGAAACUGAAACUGUCACUGACACAACUACUAAAAACACGCCUGAAAUUCACUCGGAUGCCGUGCUGUUUUUCACUCAUUCAACAUGCGACAUCCGCAACACGAGCGGCAGAUCCAGCAGCAGAAGCAGCUAAUAAAAAAACAGAAAACAAAAAACCCCUCCAAACAAAAAGAUAAAAAUAAGAAUAGAGAAGCAACAUCAGUAUGUAUUGAAUCUUGUGGCCAUUAAAACUGUCAAGUUUUGCCAGCAACAAAGCAAAAACAGAAGUAAGCAAAACAAUUGAUAAGGGAAUCGAACAUAGAAGUUAGUUUAAUUAUCAUAAUCUAAAGGAAAAUACAAGUUAGAUCAUAGUGAAAAGUUCAACGAACAAAAACAUACUUAAAGCACACAUUAAUAUAUAACUUUAUAUUUAAUAUGCAUAUACAAGUCUGUAUAUAAUUACCCCCUUAAACCCUUAACCCUAAACCCCUUAAGAAUAUCAUGUUAACGGAAUCUCAUCGAAGAAACUCUAAAACGAAGAAAUCGUUUAUUUUUUUAAUUCAAUCGUCAGUCGAAAAGAAUGAAUCUUUCAUUAGUUGAACGUUAGUUGUUUCCCUUCCCCCCAGAAUUCAUUGUAAACCACGAAAAGAUUAUGCGAAAAUCGUUCCAGACAAACUCAUUGUGUUUGGACUCCGAUUUUGUUUGCUAUGCUAGCUAAGUAAGUCUAAUGCAUAUUAUAUUUUUGUUAAACUGACGCAAAUUUUUGUUAAUGAAGUAUUUUUGAUUAUGUUAUAUUUAUACAAAUACACUUUCCACCCCCACUUCAAAAUGAUUGUGUGAAUUGCCAGGAAGUGGGUGGAGCAGCUCAGGAGAGCGGGAAAGGAGCAUAACACCAUAUUGAAAACACGUUUAACAGCCAUAUUUAGUUAAUGAAACGACCAUGAGCAAUUAUGAUAGCUAUGGUAAAAUAAUAUCGAACAUUCAUAAUGUACAAUUAAACGCUAAACUUAAAUUAUUUUUAUUUUAAUGGUAAUGUAUUAUACGCAGAAAUAAACACAAACCAUUACGUUCUAAAGCAAAAACUUCACAGCUCUAAUGAAAUAACAAAACGAAUUCUUUGGUUUAAAAUAAUGGAUUAUCUGGCAUUGUUUAAUCUCUUAACUUCUUUUUUAUUUUUGUUGGAACAAAAUGAAUGCAGCAGAUUAGCAAAGAGCAAAAUGAAACGCGGUAAAUUGCAUUUAAAUUAUGGUACAAAACUAAGCAAUCGAAGAAACCAAUCAUUAUUUUAAAUUGAAGAAUUGUUUAGGUUUUUGCUGGAAAACUGAAAAUGAAAAUGUUAUUUUUUUUCGAAACGUGCCUUAAUGAAGUUAAAAAAAAUCGGCACCAAUCAAAAUAAUCAAUCUAUUAAUUAAUAACUAAUAAGCGAGAAUAGAGAACUUUUUGAAAUUAUUUUGCGAAGUGAGAGAGACUUUAUACUCAGAAAUAAAAGCAAGUGGAGCCACCCAGUUGGUUAACUAUAAUAACAUUAACAUAAUUCUUAAUAUUAUUAAUAAUAACGGCAAUCGUGCAAUCGUAGCAAUUUCAAGCGUUGCUUAUGAUGAGUUCAGAAUUAACCCAAACAAAAUAUAAAACGAAAAUAUAAUUCUCUCGAUGAUUGUGUUACAAAAAAGAAUAAAUAACAUAGAUUAUAGGCUCAUUAAUUGAAUGUUGUGCCUCUUAAUCAAUAUUCAUCCAUUCGCCAGCAUCAUUAUUUUAGUUUCAUGCGUUUCAGAAGAAAAUCAUCGAUAUAUUGUGAAAUAAUCAGUCCUUAUGUUCAAAACCUAAAACUAUAUCAAUUACGCACAUGUAAUUAUCAACGUAUGUAUCUGUAUGUACGCGUAUCUAUAACUUUUUGCAUAAAUAAAUGUUUUUAAAAAAUCCACAACUGUUUAAUGUCUUGGGGAAGGUAUCAUUUCACGCAGGCAAUAAAAUAUAUAAUUGAUUCAAUUGGUCGGCUUUUAUCUUAAUCGGAUUAAAGCAAAUGGAAUGAAAUGGCCAUUUUGCAUCCCAACCAGAGUGAAUUUAAAUUUGGGAUAUAAAUAUUGAGUAGCAACUCACCCACUUGAACAUUUUUUCGGAGGAAAUGUAAAGCUCGAAAUGCAUUUGUUGUCCUUUAUUUAUAAACAAAAGGGACUUUGAUUAGAGUCGAGUUUCAAAUCUAGACCAGGAGGAAGCCUUCAACAAAGAAAUUCUGUGAAACACGUCCAUCUAUUGGGUUAAUUAAGAGGAAGACCCUGUGGUCCUGGUAACUUGGGCCCAUGGUCUCAGCCUUAUGCAGAAAUGCGACACUCGGAGCAGGCAACUGCGUAGUGCGUAGGGACAGACAAUCAAUCGCUUGAAUUCAGCCUAAAGAACGGAACACUGACAAAUUGUGUAGACGUUAAUUUAUUCCGAGAGCCUGAGCCGUGUCCUUUGCCGUGGCUCAGACUACUCGGGCUGAAAAUCACUGUCGCCGUCACCUGUCUUUGUGUUGUAAACAAAGGAAGUUGCACGUGCACGUGCCGGAGUCGAAAGUGCGCAGGCGCCACUUAACAGUCCUCUAACAGCAGGACCCUUCGGUUAACAGGACACCGUUGUUGGACGUGCUUUUAUAUCCUGGAGACUGUGGGUGUUCGCUUCAGUGCGGUCUCGGCGUUCGAAAGGUUCGUUUCCCUGUUGAAACCCAAUAAAAUAAUUUGCCAGCCUGGUAAAUUAAAUUCCCAGUCUCAAGUCGUGGCAACAAGUGUCCUCCGAGGAUGUGCGUGAGAAACCAUUCAUCAAUUUAUGUGCUGUUCGGUUACUGUGUUGCUCUGCUUGGAGUUUCUGUGGCAGUAGUGCUCGGCCAAAACGAAAAUACCUCAAUGGUAACCAUUCAGAAUGAAGUGGCAAUCGAGGAGCAGUGCGGCAACACCCAGCGAAUGGUGGACGAGUGCUUCAAGGAUCUACCUCCCCACCUAAUGGAGUUCCUACAGAAUACCAAAAUUGUCAUCAGUAAAAAGGAGAUCACCGCCAAGUGCAACAUAUUCAACCGGGGCAUGAAAUGCUUCGACUCCUACAUGAAGCGUUGUCUAAAAGAUCGCAAAAAAGACUCGUUCGAGGCGAAUGUGGAGGGAGCCAAGCGAUUUUUCAAUAAAUUCUGCUCCGAUCCAGAUUUUCAGAGGGACUACUUGCGGCACAAGGAUUGCUUCUCCUACAUUCAGCUGGACUGGGUCAGUUGCACAUCCGAGUUCGAGACCAUCCUGAGUGACGAGGUGCACGAUGAGACGAGAAACGCCAGCGUCAAGUUCCUUGAAUUCUGCUGUGCCAGAUACGCGUACGAAAAUUGCAUCUACAACAGUGCCCGGUACAAGUGCUACAAAAACUCGGCGGAGUUUGCCCGCGAGACGGCCAAAAUGCUUUCGGACGAGAAGCACUUCAGGAACUGCGCCGUCCUCCAGCACAUCUGCGCCCACGCCCCUCCCAGUGGCGGAAGACUCCAGGGGCAGUGGCUCGGCCUCCAGGUGGCCCUCCUCCUCCUCCUCCUGAUCCUGCUGAUGCGGAUUUGGCCGUAAAUCGAAAUUCAACUUUGUGUCGAGUGUGAAGCUUGUGAGUGUGAGUGUGGUUAUGUGGAUAUGGGUUAGGAAUUGGAGAUGAAUGCACUCUGAAGAAAGCAUGGCAGCAUUGGGUCUUCAACUUUAGGAUUGUGCAUAUCAUAUUGGGGUCGUUGUAAGUUUUAUCUUGAAACAUCUCUACCAGCUAAGGGGUUUCAAUGACUUGUAGAUAUUCUUGAGCUUACUCCCCAAAACUGAGAUGGCCUGUUGGAACUGAAAGUAUCACACUUUUUUCUCUGUGCAUGCAUGCGGUUAAGUGUGCUCGUCCGAAUUUGAGUCUCCGCUUCUUUUUUGGGAUGUCCCAUCGAAAAUGCCAAGCAUUUGGUCCCCUCCCCCGGUUUUUUCGGACAAAACCUCCGAAACCCUGCCUGGGUUCCUGUUAUCUCUAUGUGUCUGUGAGUUUUCCGGUGUCGUUUGGGUGUGUGAGUGAUGGGGUGUCAUGGGCGGGUUACUGGGUCGGAAAGCGGCACUGGUUUAUCUUUGUAACUUUAAGCUAAAUUAAAUGCAUAUUUCAAAUAAAUGAA
Messenger RNA from Drosophila ananassae, 4325 nucleotides. RefSeq lists its product as uncharacterized. NCBI's taxonomy places the organism in Eukaryota, Metazoa, Arthropoda, Insecta, Diptera, Drosophilidae. The record is from RefSeq and is a predicted model, not a curated record. The transcript is spliced from 4 exons. Bases 2968 to 3762 code for a protein of 264 amino acids.